Molecule: messenger RNA, 3526 nt
Organism: Cyprinodon variegatus (sheepshead minnow)
Lineage: Eukaryota; Metazoa; Chordata; Actinopteri; Cyprinodontiformes; Cyprinodontidae
Gene: cabp7b
Product: calcium binding protein 7
Exons: 5
Coding region: 843-1484 (213 amino acids)
Molecular function (GO): calcium ion binding
Source: RefSeq, a predicted model, not a curated record
GAGGAUCGCUGCCACAUACAGCGUGUCUGGAUCAGAUGAGCGGGGGUCACCCAGGAUUCCCUUGAAACUGCUCUCCGGGGGGAAAACAAACAGGAUUAGACGAGAAAGAUUUCAUUCUAGCCUCGUUUACUGGGGUAAAAUCCACGUUAUCGCUGCUUUUGGCGCAGCUGCUGCUUGACAGAAGCUCACUCUGUCAUCGAUUUUUUUGUUCUUCUUUUUUUUCCUUUCUCAUUUUUCGUUUCUUUUCUUUUUUGUCAACAUGCCGAACGAGGGGAGGAAAGUGAGCGGAAUACUAUCAGGAACAGACUCUUUGAAUGAACGAGAUUCGUUUUAAAAAUCCAAUAAAACCUAAAUUAAUUUGGAUUGUUUUUUCAUUUCUAAAUUAUAUUAUUGGUAAAGCUACCGAAAACGAAAAAAAAAAAAAACUCGGCAAUGCGUUUCGAUUACCUCUUUUGUUUUAGUACAAUUUAAAUGAAUAUCUGGCUGGUCGAUGCGAGAACGCAGACAGCUGAGCUCAACAGGCGGUAAAGUAAAAGUUUUGCAUGUAUUAUUCUCUCUCAAUCAGUCUUUGUUUCAUUUUUUGCUUACAAAAAGCCGAUGUAAGGCUAUGCAUUGAACCCAAAGGCCAAUUUUGUAUCUGUCUCCUGGAUACACGCCCCGCUCUUAUUAUUAAAAACAAAAACGUUUGUUGAAGGAGAACUUUGUGCUGCGUGUUUUUCCAACAGUCACCUGCUUGAUAUUUUCUCCAAAAUAUCAAGAACUGUAGCCCACGGUCUGUCAAAACUCCGGAGAGCGAGGCUCUAUGAAGAUCGCGACACGGUUGUUGCUUUCCCCUCGCAGAAAUGCCAGUGCGCGCCGUGACCACCAGGUUCAUGUACAAGGGGCUUUGCACUAUUCCAGAUGUCCUUUCCUACCGGACCCCUGUUCACCUGCCCGACGACGAGGUGGAAGAGAUUCGCGAAGCUUUCAAGGUAUUUGACAGAGAUGGGAAUGGCUUUAUCUCAAAGCAGGAGUUGGGAAUGGCCAUGCGUUCGCUGGGCUACAUGCCGAAUGAAGUGGAGCUUGAGGUUAUCAUCCAAAGACUUGACAUGGACGGUGACGGCCAGGUUGGCUUUGAGGAAUUUGUCACAUUGCUUGGUCCUAAGCUCUCUGCUGCUGGAAUGCCUGAUAAAUUCCAUGGGGCUGACUUUGACUCCGUGUUUUGGAAGUGUGACAUGCAAAAACUGACAGUGGAUGAGCUGAAAAGACUGCUGUACGACACCUUCCGUGACCAUCUCACCAUGAAAGACAUUGAGAACAUCAUCAUGACUGAGGAAAACCACCUGAACAGUCCAGAGUCUCAUGUGGAUAUUGACACAAGCCCAACGCAGCAGGAAAAACACACAUGUGUGCGUAAAAGCCUGAUUUGUGCCUUCGCGAUUGCAUUCAUCAUCAGCGUCAUGCUCAUUGCAGCUAAUCAAAUGCUCCGCAGAGGAAUGAAGUAAAUUAAUGUUGCCAGCGGGACAAAGCAGAAUCUGGUGUUUGGAAGAAAAGAAAAUCAUUAGCCAAAAAAAAAAAAAAAAGCUCUUAUUUUCCUUCUUAAUUGAUAGUCAAAAUGAUGCUUUCACAGCCUUCUCUAAAGUAUAAAGGAUCAAAUGAUGUCACACAUUGGUUGUGAAAGCCCACUUUUCACAGCUCACCAUGGCAAAAAAAGGAAAAAGGGGCUACAAGGGCUGAUUGGUGUUAAAAACAUAUUGGCUAAGAAAUUAGAGCAGAACUUGGACUGUAACUAAUAAUGUAGAGCUUCAGAGUACAAUAAGUGAUGUAAGAGUAGCUGUGGUGCAUAAAACCCUUCGGUCUAGUUCAGCAUGUGGUCAUCUCACAUGCACCAAAUAACAAAGUACCAAUGAUCGUAAUAAAGCAAUAACAAUGUUACCCACAUAUGGUUUAAUUUUACAUUAGAAUAACAUGACUCUCCCCCACAGUGAGGAGAAUCUUGUAUUUUCUGAUAAAAACAUACAUCAAAGUUCCACAACUUAAUCGGAGUCUUUGGGCACCUUUAAUUACUUAUCAAUGAUGUUAAAUAUGAGUUCAAACACACGGAUACUUUUAAGUGCUGUUCAAGAUCAGAAAAAUGAGAAAAAGCGCAAUUUAGGUAGAUGAAUUUGAGGUUAUAUAAUAUAUAUAAAAAAAUGCUGUUCUGGUUGUUCCACUUAUCUUUAGUCAGAGUUAUAAAUGAAAAGGUUUACAUAACUAAAACUGUGAUAAAUUGUUUGCUGUUACCUCACAUAGUGAGUAGGGGGGGACAAGAACGUAAAUAAUUAAACAUCAGGUCACCAAGUCUCUAGGACAACUUAUUUUGUACAAAUCUUUUUUUUUUUAACAGGCCUACCAAUAACUAUGGAGGGCAUCAUAUCUUUAACACAUUUUUAUAUAUUUUGGUGCAUUACACUUAACAUUAGAAUAAUAUGAAGGGUGACAUAAAUGACCUAAUUCUUUCCUUGUCCAAACACAAAAUAUUUGCUGAAAUGGUUGAGACAAAUACAAGAAUAGAUCUUAUGCUUUUACAUUUUAGACUAAAAUUAAAUCAUUUUUCUCUAUAUUAGGUCAUUUAUACACCUUUUACUGUAGAUAGUUUUAAAGUCACAUAUUGGAAGUUAAAGAAGGGUGCAAAUAGAUGCACUGGGACAGUUGGUAUGUAUGAGACACAGCAUAUAGUUGAGUCUAUGUUAGCAGGAAACCAAUGAGUAGAAUAAACCAGUGGGAAACCAAAGUAUCACUCUGGGAAGCACUGUUAUAAUAAAAUGGAUUUGGAAACUCUGGCUGAGAUCCCAGACCACAUGUAGUGGGCUUCAGUCAACUGAUCAGGCAGAAAGAAAACACCCCAAAGAAGAUUAACGGGUUGCCUGAAAAUUAAUUACAGCGCUUAAAAGCUUACACAGAGUCUUUGAGUCAAACAGGUGUUCGGUCCACUGAAAUGUGAACAACUUAAGUUGAGAAGAAUUUUUUUUUUUAAUGACAAAAUUUGCCAGCAAAUUCGCAAUCAUAAUAUAUCCCUUGAAGCAAAAUAACUAAUAAGAGUAAUAUGAACUCCAAACUUAUUGGCAAAACUGAUAUGAAUAUACAUAAAACAUUAAACAUCAAUUCUUUCUCCUACUGAUCUUUUGAGAAAAUCUAAGUCCUUCUAUUAAGUGAGGAUAAAAUCCCACAUCGCAGAAUAAUUGGUUGGUACCCUCACUGUCAAUAUUGAUCUAAUUUGAGAAAAGGACAUGGCUCCACUAAAAGGUGCAUUUCAGCUAACAUCCUUUCUGGAUGUUUGUAAUGGUAGGAGAGAGAAGGCUUAAACGACAUUACGGGAUGUAUAGACCAUUUAAAUUGUUGUUACAGAGACUUGGUGACCCCAAGGUGCAAAUCUGUGCUGCAGGUCUCUAUAAUCAUGAGCUUUAGAGAUCUUUUUUUAACCUGGUUUAGCACCCUCCUCACUGCACACCAAGGUAAGAUGAACUUGGGUUCAUCCAACUUUAGUUGUCAGAGGUUAAGUUGUUUU